UCCUUCCAUCCGCAUUGAAUGUCCCGUUCCUCCCGGGGGAAGCGCGCUUGUUCGCAGCCAACACAACGUGUGCCGCGUACCCGAGAGUGCGUGUGUGCGGGCUCCUUAUGACUAAUGGGAGUCGGAAGUCGGAUGCCCACUACUGGCUCGUGGACCGUAGCGUAAAACUGUUCACGCGUGUCGUAGCAGACGUUGCGAGCACGUCCUUUGCCGAAGCCUCGUAGUGGCAGGCGAAACACAACAAAUCACGCUGUCUCCACAGUGCUCGCCAUACUUCCGUUUGUAAGCGAGCUAUGUGCGUAGAAAAAUUCUUGGGUACGUGACCCAUGGUCGUGUGUGUGUGCGUUAGCGCGCGUUUAACGGUAAUAUGUAGAGCGUUUUCUUCGAUCGAAAGUAACGUGCAUCGUCCUCGAGUGCAGGUAAAUCGUCGUGAGGCUGUGCUACUUUUAUUUUUUUCCCCGUGCCGUCCCCGUCAAGUGGUUGGUAGUUUCCAGUGUGAACAAGUACGCGCCAGUUGUGAAUGUGUGUGGUGUGUGUAUGGGAACCUCUCGAAGUAACGUAUCCGUGCACAACAUCAAGUAACCUACGACGAUUCGUGAUAAACAAAACAGUGCUGUUGCCCGAGAGAUGGCGAACGGAAGCGUGAAUCACAGAAAGUGAAACUACUGACGUCACUAGCGAAGGCAUUGAAGUUAUCUUCACGACCUGUGUCACUACACCGCAGCAGCGUCAGUUCCUGUUAGUUCCAUUGGCCGCUUGCGGCUCGACGGUCUUACACUGGCUAGCACCAUGUCAACACUGCCGGAGGCGAGGGCGGCCAGUGGUCGGAAGGAAGGUAAACCCGGUUCCCACGAACAGCCACCGACGGCUGCCGGUGGAAGCGGAACGACCGGAACGACGAGCAAGAACGAUGACUCCAAAUGGUACUUCACGGCCGAGCAGCUCGCCAGCUCGCCAAGCCGCAAAGGCGGCAUGGAUGCGGACCAGGAACUCAUGUACAGACAGCGGGCAGCCAACCUAAUACAAGACAUGGGUCAACGGUUGCAAGUCUCUCAACUAUGCAUCAACACAGCCAUCGUUUACAUGCACCGGUUCUACGCAUUUCACUCCUUCACCAAUUUCCAUCGAAACAGUAUAGCUGCGGCCGCACUUUUCCUCGCGGCAAAGGUCGAAGAGCAACCGCGCAAACUAGAGCACAUCAUCAAGGUGGUACACAUCUGCCUGGGGCUGGAAGCGCCGGACCCGCUGCGCGAAAGCUACGCCGAGCAGGCGCAGGAUCUGGUGUUCAACGAGAAUGUGCUGCUGCAGACGCUCGGCUUCGACGUGGCUAUCGACCACCCGCACACGCAUGUGGUGAAAACCUGUCAUCUGGUAAAAGCUUCCAAAGAUUUGGCGCAAACAUCCUACUUCAUGGCAUCCAAUAGCUUACACCUUACAACCAUGUGCCUACAGUACAAACCGACGGUAGUGGCCUGCUUCUGCAUCCAUCUGGCUUGCAAAUGGUCCCGUUGGGAGAUCCCGCAGUCGAACGAAGGACGCCACUGGUUUCACUAUGUGGACAAAACGGUCACACCGGACUUGCUGGACCAGUUGACGGACGAGUUCCUGCACAUCUUCGACCGUUGCCCGACACGAUUGAAAAGCAAAAUGAAAUCGAUACGGGCCGAUCAGUGUUUGGACGAAGCCAAUCGACGUGGUGGAAGUAGUGGCGGUAGUGGCAGCAGCAGCCUGAUGGCUGUUCCGUCAUCAUCUUCUUCCUCGCGCGGCGCCGAUGAAGGUGGCUCUUCUUCGUCGACUUCUAGUCAUCAUCGUCCCAAGCAGAGCGCUAAUCCCGAUCAGUUGAUCAAACCACAUGGGAUGUCGUCAUCCGGCAGCCACCAGAAAAUUCCUUCCUCUUCGUCAUCGAGUUCCGGCUCACGAUCCCGCCCCCAACAAUCGUCCUCGAGUGGUAGCUCCGGCGGUCCACAGCAACCGUCACAGCACUACGGAAGCAGUAAAAGUAGUAGUAAUAAUGCUAGUAGUAACAUUGGUAGCAAUAGUAGCAAGGCACCGCCUACUUCGAUGCAAUCGCACCGGCAAUCUUCGGCACCGCAAGGUUCGUCGAAUUCCUCUUCCCAAUCAUCGCAGCGAUCGGGUUCAGGGUACAAUGUGCAUGACGGUAGCAAAAAUCGCCAAUCGUCAUCCUCAGGGAUCAUGAAUCCAACGGCGGGAGGAGGAGGAGGAGGAACGUCCGGAGCACCAACGUUACAAUCGUCGGGCAAUUCCGGCUCUUCAUCGUCCAUGCAUUCCGGGUACAAUCAGAUGAAAGUGGAUCGGCACAGUAGCAGCAACAGCGGCGGUCAGAAAGGUGUUCCCAUUAGCAAACCACAAUCUUCAUCUUCGUCCGGCUCGUCGGGGGCCAUGUAUAGUGUUAAGCAGCAGCAACAGCAGCAAUCUUCGUCGCUGUUUUCUCAUCCACCGAGCUACAACCAAUCGGUCAGUGGCCGCUCCGCUGGUGGAACAACGAAUCUUCAAUCAGUCACAGACCCGCAACAGGCACUCUCCGGGACCGCUAACCAUUCGGGAGGCAACCCGUUGUCGUCGUCGUCGUCGUCGUCGUCGAAGGGCCACUCCCAAGGUCCAUCGGAGUCUUCAUCGUUCCGCCUGUUGGACGAAUCCUUCGGCAAACCGGUGGCAGAUCCGAUGCAGAUGUGUACGCCACCGAAGCAAAGCAAACCAUCGUCGAUCUUUAGUCCGGACUGGAAGGAUUCCCAGCACGAUACGACCCUUCCGCCACCACCGCCACAAAGUGCGCUCCCCUCGGGGAAAUCACGAUCGAGUGGUCACCAUGGAGGAAGCGCGACCAGCGGUGGUGUUGGAGGUGACCGUAUGGUGAAGCAAAUGAAGGGAAGUCCUGGCGGGAAGAAGCAACAACAUCAUGGUUCUUCCCAGGCCAUUGCUGCCGGAUCUCAGGGAGGAUCGCGAACGGAAACACCGAAGAAAGAGCGUCACAAUCAGCAAUCGCAGCAGAGUAAACAUCAACCAUCGAUGGGACACGAAAAGAAACCGUUGGUACCACCACCGUCCGGUGCGUCGCUGCCGAUGGCUGGAGCUGCCAAUCCUAAUAACUCUCUGAAGCGAGCCCUUGACGGUACGCUUCUACAUACGCCACUAUCGUCCAGCGGAAACGAUAUGCCUGCCGGGAACGGGGCGGCUAAUAUGGUACCGUCGCAGUUCAAACGACCGCACCCAAGCAACGAGCAGAUCCGCCAGGAGGACGGGACCGACUUCCGAGAGCAGAAGGUGCGCAAGUUUGAAUCGGGCAUCAGCCAUACGUCCUCCUUCCUAUCUGGGUCGCCUUCGGACAAACUGUUCAAUUCGUCGUUCGAUGCAGCCAGCACGUUCGACAAGAUGGACGACUCGUCGUCGAUGUUUGACUUCAACGAUCCGGGCACGCAGCUACCGCAGCAGUUGCUCAGCGACUCGAAACCGUCGACGCUGGCCAAGAGCGGCGCUCUCUUCGGCAACACCAUCAAUGGCAUCGAAACGAAUGCGGCAUUCGUGCGCAGCCUGCUGGAGGAAAGCUUGUUCAACGAAACGCCCAAAUUUGGGUCGCUUUGCAGCACGACUUUGGGAUCGGGCACGGGCACAACGGACACGACCGACACGACGAAGCCGAUCGAUACGAUGGACAUAAAACCAUCGUUGCCCGAAAUGAAACCUUCGCCGAUCGACGCGAAACCUACGGUGCUCGACGUCAAACCAUCGCCGAUCGACAUAAAACCUUCCUUGGGCGAUACAAAAACUUCACCAAUGGAUAUCAAACCGUCGCUUCCGCUGGUGGGUAGUUUACUGCAACCAGCAACGACGGCACAGCCACCGCCACACGCGUCGACCGGUGAUCAGCAGCAACAGCAGUUGGUGGCUGGAAGUGGAGCCCCGCCUUCCUACCCGUGGGUCGGAGGCAAUGCCAAUCUUACCGGCGACAGCACGAACAAUACGGGUGCGCCUCCGAUACAAUCAGCGCUUCCUUCAGCGGCAGCGGGUAGUUCCACCGGAGACAUGAUGACAACAACGUCGGCUUCAGCAGCCUCAGAUCCCGAUACGGACCAGGGUGGACAUCGCUCGAAAUCGGAGAAGAAAAAGAAGAAGGAAAAGCACAAGCACAAGGAGAAGGACAAAUCGAAGGACCGUGACCGGGAGGAGAAGAAGAAGCACAAAAAAGACAAGGACAAACACCGCGAUCGGGACCACCAUCGGGAAAAGGGUGAUCAGCAGCACUCAACGGGAGGUGACGGUAGUAGUAGUGGCGCCGCAACCGGUUCCCAUGGUUCACAGCAGCAAGAUCAACCGCCACCGGGGCCGAUCAAAAUCAAGCUCAACCGAGCGAUCAUCCCACCGGUGAUGGACACUGGGGGUGCGAGCGCGGGCGGUGCGGGAUCACACGGCACACAUAGCAAUAGUGCGGCGAAUGAUGGACUGAAGAUCAAAAUUCCAAAGGAUCGGUUGUCCGGUUCGUCCUCCUUACCAACAGCAGGCAACGGCGGAGGUGGUUCGGCACAUCCAAAUGCUCACGCCAGCUCCACCGGUACCGGUUCUUCUUCCUUGAAGUUGAAAAUUUCCAAGGACAAAAUUGAGCAUUACAACAUCAGCGCUACGAGUGAUCCGAACGGAGCUGGUGGCAUGUCGCAAGCUUCGUACGGUGGAACCGUAGCCGGCAAUAUUUCUGCCGGUGGAUCGAUGAUGAUGGGAACGGCUACCGGGGCACAGAUGACGAUGGCAGGUGGGCCACCCGUUGGCGCUAGCAGCAGCAGCAGCAGCAGCAGUAGUAGUAAGAAGAAAGACAAAGAUCGUGACAAGGAUCGGGAAAAGGGCAAAUCAAAGUCGGGUGCCGACCAUGGCGGACGGCAGAACGGCAGUGGGAUGGCCAUGACCACGGGUAGCAGCAAUGUUACUGGAAACAGUAGUAGCAAAUCUUCCAAUAAGGGUCUAUCGAAUGUUCAGCAGCAGCAACAGCAGCAAUAUGGCAUGUACAAUGCAAACCAAUCGGCGGCGGCGGCGGCGGCAACGGCCAACGCAUUGGCCGCAGCAGGUAUGGUAUCCGGAAUGCACGGUUACCACAGUGGAUUCGACUACCUUCAGCAGCAACAGCAGCAGUCGGCCGCAGUGCUACAACAGCAGCAACAGCAGCAGCAGCAACAAUAUUACUCCCAAUAUGGCCAGCAGUACGGCCAGCAGCAAUCCCAGCAGCAGUACCAGCAACAGAUGGCGGCAGCCGCUACCGGCGCGAUGAUGAUGAACGCCGUCGGGGGCGGUGGCGGCGCAGGAAUGAUUGGUAAGCUUCCCGGACAGCCGGGUACGGGCAUGCAAUCGUCCUCGCUUCCGCCGUACUACUACGGGUCGUCUGGCGCGGGAGGAGGAGCGGGAAGCAAUAACGCUGGUGGGGGAAUGAAAAAGUAAGACCACACUUGACACGCUACUGCGGCCGGUGGUACGUUUUAAACUACUUGUUAGUAGGUAGUUUUAUUUUUCUCUUCAAUUCUGUAUGCACAAGCCCUUGUGUGUAGUGAUCAACUGUUCGCUGAUCGGAACAAUAAGAUUUACUUUUCAAACAUUUUUUUUAUAUUUGCUCUAUUAUUAAUGCUAUAUUUCAAUAACAAAACUUCCUUUUUUUUUACUGUCGCCAGUUCGUGCUCAAUAUUUUUUCUUUUACAAUAUGUUACGACAAAGCGUUUGGCAAGUUUUCGAAAAUUUACAAUACAACGGUUACGGUGGAGCAAGUCGCAAGCGAUAUCAAAUUGAUUGGAUGAUUUUAAAACGGUAAUCGCUCAACGAAACUUACUUUUGUUGAUGAUGAUAAUAUUGAUGUUAAAACAACAACGUUUUUUUUUUGCUGCUCUGAUAGCCUUUACUGUAACAAUUUAGUUUUAAGUUUUUGCUCGCGUUUAUUACUUUGAACGAAUGCACUGCUGUUGCUGUUGCUCGUAAAACGACAAUGGUUAUGAAAACAAAGAAAAAAGAGAAAAGCUACACGACUGCAUCGGAUGAAUUGUUGCGCAAACGUAAGGCAACGUGAAGAAUUGCAUGCACAUUUUCGAUAGGCACUAUAAUGCGGUCUAGCGGCUGUUAGAACUUGCGAACAGUAGGUAGGACGAGUGGUGGUAGCACUCCGAUGGGUAUGUAAAAAAAAAAAACAACUGUUUGAUAGAAUAUAUAAACGUGAUGAACUUCUAUCGAUAGGCAAGUGUUUCCUUCGUGAAGCUGUUUUCAUCGUACGUUGAUAAAAAAAAAACAAACAAACUGAUUCCUAGCUCUUGUGCAGUAUGCUUAACACAUAGACCCAGCUGGUUCAGUGUCUUCAGUGACUUGUUGAAUGCUAUUACAAAACAGCGGAUUGGAUUUAAUAACUGAAGAAAGAACCGGAACACGACACGAACUUCUCAGUGUUGCCGGGUCAGGAAUUUACGCUCUGUCUCAAUGUGACGUUGUGAGGAUAAUUGAUAAAAGCAACAAAAAAAAAACAACCUAAAAACACGCUGUUCUGUGGUGUGUAAAGUGUUAUGGGAACUUAAUUGCUCUUCAAAAACAAAAGCAACAAAAAAUAUUAAUAAUUAAACAUUGAAGUUAUAAUUUAAGUAGAACAUCUUUGGACAAUUAUCUUUAACGAAAGAAGGGAAGUAGUAGUUUGCAACGAAAGGGUAAACAUACAUUGUGCGCCACACUUCCUAGAAGUGUACUAUUUGUUUCGCUCUCGUAUGGUGCAUCGAUAAAAAAGGAGCACGAAAAACACAUAAACAUUGAUAAUUAGAAAAAGGAAUUAAAACAGCUGAAAAAUACACCCACAAUCCUACCAUAGUGCGAAGAUAAAUUGAACGACGGUAAAGCCUGUUUAUCAUGGCCGAAAAAAAAACCAACCGGACGCUAACUAUAUCUAACUUGGCAAUAUUAGACGACUGCACCACAGGGUCGGGUCUGUACUCGUCUUGCUAGCCGCACCGUCCGCUGGGAAAUGUAUUGUGUGUACCAAAGGCGAUAGGAGAGGAUGGCCGCGCCGAGUCUGACUGUGAAUGUGACGGAAUAAAAAGAUACAAUGCGAUUGGAGGCGCCAUCGCUGCGCUCUGUUGUCGUGCUGAAAACGUGAGAUUGGUGUGUAUUCAUUUACCAUUUACUACAUCUUUCGGCUGCUGCAUACUCUUCUCAUGCAUACAUUACUUCAUACUAUACUCUGCUAACGGCUAAUACAGUGUAAACUCUAAAUGGUACCGAUAUCACACAUUUGCUUAAAGAUGAGAGGGGAAAAACAAAUAACCAAAUGGUAUAUACGCGGAAUGCGAAACGUCUGAUUUGUACACUUUUGAGUACACACAAUCUGCUCUUCGUUAAUGAGAGUGUACUAAAACUUAACUGCAGGCUGCAGGAGAAGCAAUAGUUAUAACCAAACCAACUACUAGUGGCAACUACGAGGUAGAUAUGGGAAAUUUAUGCAUAUAGAAAGUAUGAUACGAUGCAAAAGAAAGUAACAGAAGAUAGAGGAAGAGUUGCAAAACAAAACGAACGCUAUGAAGCCGAGUAAAGGUAACCAUUUGACAACUAUCUAACCACAGAAACUCAUUGAAUAUAGACAAUUGCUGAGAGAGUAAUCACAAUAAACUCAACUUAACUGAAGAUUGUCGUAGAAAGUUCCUCCCACCCUUAGAAGGGAUGGGGUAACCGGAAAGGCGACACUAAAACCUAAAGCAUAACUAUUAUAAACACUACAAAAAAAAGCCCACAGCGUACAGUUUAACAAAGCUAUACACAGAACAAAACACAUUUGAACUGAUAAGUCUGAAUUAGAUGGAAACACAUAAACCGUAGUAGAGAAAUGGAUGCGUAAACAGAUCGCGAAAACCGAAAGCGAUAGUUAGUCCAAGCGAGUGAGAGCAAACCGGGUACAGGAGGGCGUAGAAAACCACUAUACUCACGAGGGUGAAGAAAAUGGGACAAAUUAAAAAAGAGGAAUAAAACAAAAAUUAAACGUAUGAAAUAUCUUGUUAAAAAAAAAGAAAUACCCACAACACAAUUAACUAAACGCAAAAAAAACCCAUCCUUCCGCAAUCCCUGUGCAACUAAGAGAA
Molecule: messenger RNA, 8096 nt
Organism: Anopheles coustani
Lineage: Eukaryota; Metazoa; Arthropoda; Insecta; Diptera; Culicidae
Gene: CycT
Product: cyclin-T
Exons: 10
Coding region: 790-5439 (1549 amino acids)
Biological process (GO): regulation of transcription by RNA polymerase II; positive regulation of DNA-templated transcription, elongation
Cellular component (GO): cyclin/CDK positive transcription elongation factor complex; nucleus
Molecular function (GO): cyclin-dependent protein serine/threonine kinase activator activity
Source: RefSeq, a predicted model, not a curated record